UUCCAAUCCACUCAGACCCUCUCCCAUCUGUCUUGUCCUUCAUCCUUCCCCAUUUCCGCAUCCCCCAUACUCGGCAUGGUUGCAUAAUAAUAUAUGGUUUAGAAAAGCCUCCGACUUAUACCUCCCUCUUCUCGUCUAAGCGAUGGUCAUAGCCCACCUCCGCCAGUCGAGUAUUGACCUCGACUCGGCUGAUCGACCAUUUGACAAUAUCAUCAACUUUCGGGAUGUUGGCCGGACCGUCAACCAGUUGCUUGGCCGACGGGUAAUUAAAGAAGGUGUUCUCUUCCGAAGUGCCAGGCUAGACGAAGCCUCCGAGCGUGACAAGCGUCGUCUGACUGAAGAGUACCACAUCUCCACCAUCAUUGACCUUCGAUCCAGCACCGAACACCACAUGGCCGCCACGAAACGCCUGUCUGACUUGGAGACCGCCCGUGCUUCCUGCAAUAAAAGUCAGUCUCGCGACGAUGCCAACAGCCCCACCACUGCAACUGCCUCAUCUACCCCGUCCCCCCCUCCCACGGCCUCCUCCUCCAGCCCAGAUGGCAUCCACCUCGUUGACCUCCCACGUGUCCAACGUAAGAUGGUCAGUCUCACCGGCAGAGCGUUUGAACGAACUCUACUUUGGCGCCUUGAUUGGUGGAACUUCCUAAAAGUCAUCGCGCUUGCAGCAUCCGGCUACCGGACCGACGCGGUCAUUAUUGUGGGUCAGCAGGUCAUGUCUCCGCGCGGCCUCAUCGGGCUCGGCAUCGAUACUCUCGAUAGUAGCUUCAGCGAGAUGAGGGAGAUUUUCGAGUUGCUUGCCGGUAGUGAGACGCAGGCUAGCUCGGAACCUAGCACGACAGACAGUAGCACGGAUUCUUCGUCGGCCACCUCCCCCUACCCUGUUAUCGUCCACUGUACGCAGGGUAAGGAUCGCACGGGGUUGAUCAUCCUUCUGCUCCUGCUCCUGACGGGCGCUGUAACCCAAGAGGCCAUCCGGGCCGACUAUAUUCUCUCCGAGGGAGAGUUAGUCGUCGAGGUGGAGGAGCGGUUGAAAGAGGUCCGGAUGCUAGGGCUGUCAGAGGAUUAUACCAAAUGUCCCGAUGGGUUUACUGCACAGAUCUGUGCGCAUCUCGAUACGAAGUAUGGGGGCGUGGAAGGAUAUCUGAAGCGGUCGGGGGUGGACCAACUAGCCCUGGAACGAGUCAGGAAAAAUCUACUCGCGUGAUACAUCCUAGGUUAGAGAGAAUACCCCAUAGGUUGGAAUAUAGACGACUCUCUACAAAACCGCAAUUGUGAAGCACCUCAAUGCAACAAUC
Aspergillus japonicus CBS 114.51 is the source of this 1298-nucleotide messenger RNA. It is a transcript of the gene ptyA, whose product is annotated as putative tyrosine/serine protein phosphatase. The transcript has 5 exons. The record is from RefSeq and is a predicted model, not a curated record. Gene Ontology annotation, molecular function: phosphoprotein phosphatase activity. Gene Ontology annotation, biological process: dephosphorylation. The coding region runs from base 143 to 1207 and encodes 354 amino acids. NCBI's taxonomy places the organism in Eukaryota, Fungi, Ascomycota, Eurotiomycetes, Eurotiales, Aspergillaceae.